GUGAGGGAGACCGGAACCGGGAUCACCGGGAUCACCGGGAUCACCGGGAUCACCGGGAUCGGGACCGGGGAGGGGCAGCGCGGCCCCAUCCCGACGCUCCCCUCGCUCCCGGCAGCGGGAUGGGGAUGGGUCCGGCCGGGCCCCGGCGCCCCCCGGCGCCCCCCGGCCGCUGCCGGGAGUGAGGGUCCCGCCGCCCCCCGGUCCAUCCAGCGCAGCCAUGGCCUGCGGCUGUCACACCCUCCUGGCCGUGGCCAGGGUCAGUUUCAGGGGCUCCCAUCUCCUCACGCCCUCCAGCCCUUCGUUCUCUCCAGCCCUCGCCCUCGUCCAGCUGGUGGAUUCCCAGGUAUCCUGGACUUCCAGAGACUCCCAAGCCCCUCCCUGGGCGCUCCGCGCCCGGCUGGGCGCUGCCCUGCCCCGCUCACCUGCCCACACCCUGCACACCUGCCCCUGCCCACGGCGGCAGCAGCAGCUCCGAGGGGAACCUCCGGCCCCCGGGAAUCCCGCGAGCCAGGGGAGCAAACCCGCCCGAACGCCGGCAAAACAGCUCGUGGAGGCUGCCCCGGGGAAGAAGCCUCUGCGCCAGAGGGUCGUGGAUGAGCUGAAGCACUACUACAAUGGGUUCCACCUGCUCUGGAUCGACACCAAGGUGGCUGCCAGGAUGGUGUGGAGGCUGCUCCACGGGCAGGUGCUCACCAGGAGGGAGAGGCGGAGGCUGCUGAGAACCUGUGCAGAUCUCUUCCGGCUGGUUCCCUUCCUGGUGUUUGUCAUUGUGCCCUUCAUGGAAUUUCUGUUACCUGUGUUCUUGAAGCUCUUCCCUGAAAUGCUGCCCUCGACAUUUGAGACGGAGUCAAAAAAGGAAGAAAAGCAGAGGAAGAAGCUAAAUGCAAAGCUGGAGUUAGCAAAGUUCCUGCGGGAGACCAUUGCAGAGAUGGCCAAAAGGAACAAAGCAGACACAGGACAAGGGAAGCAGUUCUCCUCGUACCUGCACGAGAUCCGUCACAGCGGCCACCAGCCCAGCACGCAGGAGAUCGUCCGCUUCUCCAAGCUCUUCGAGGAUGAGCUGACCCUGGAGCACCUGGAGAGGCCACAGCUGGUGGCUCUGUGCAAACUGCUGGAGCUGCAGCCCAUCGGCACCAACAACCUGCUCCGCUUCCAGCUGCUGCUCCGGCUCAGGACCAUCAAGGCAGACGAUGAGAUGAUCGCCAAGGAAGGGGUCGGCGGGCUGAGCGUGCUGGAGCUGCAGAGCGCCUGCAGGGCCCGCGGGAUGCGCUCCCUGGGCGUCUCCGAGGAGCAGCUGAGGGAGCAGCUCGGCCAGUGGCUGGAUCUGCAUUUAAAGGAGAACGUUCCCCCUUCUCUGCUCCUGCUUUCCCGUGCCUUGUACUUAGUAGACAUAAAGCCACAAUGUGUUUCCCAGAACAAGACAGGUGAAGCUGCUGGAGUGGUGACAUCCGUGCUUGAAGGUCAGGAGACCCUCCUGGAUCCUGCCCCUGUUGUACAGGGAAGGAAGGGUGAAGAAUUUGUGUCUCAGCCAGCAGAGAAAUUGCCAGUCUCAGAAGCGUCAGUGAAGCCUCCCCCACAGGAGACCAAGAUGGAAGCGUCCCAGGGCAGCAAGGCCGGUGCCAACGGAGCCUAACCCAGAGCCAGCACUGGGAGGGAACAGCUUCCAUCUCCACACCUCCUGCAGAGGGAACAGGGAUUUCCCAGGAGGCUGCUCUACACAACAAGGCGUCAGUACCCUCAGGGGCCUCUCUGUCUGUCCCAAGCUUAUUAGCAACUAGGCCAGUGCUGUCUGGAUGGCCCCAGCUUCUCUUUUGUACUGGAUCCCUCCCCCUGGCACUUUUAACUUAUGGUGUUAAUAUGUUAAUAACGGUGCUGCUGUCUGUGCUGUUCCUGAGCAGGUGUUUGUGCUCCCAACCUUAGCAAAGGCGGCUUUUCAUGUCAGAACAGCCUGGGCACAGAACAAGCUGGGCUGGGGGUCCAGCAAAGCCUGUUCUGCGGUGUGAAAUCCUCUGCAGGAACAUCCCCACACACACAGGGCCAGCAGCUUGUCCUGAGCAUCACAGCUCAGGCUCUUGGUCCUGGUUAGGGUGGUCUAACCAGAGACCAGCACAGAAUACAAUGUGUGCCCGUUGUAUUUCCCCAUCACAUUUGUACCGAGGAAGAUAACUACAGGAAAGGAGGGAGCAGCACUCCUCGGUGCUGUGGUGGAGCUGAACUGCUCAGAACGACUUCAGACCUUGCUGGACAGGAGCAGAGCAGUGACAGGAACAGCCUCCACCCGUGAGCAUUUGCAUUCCCCAGUGAGAGCAGUGCUGGUGCCACACACUGUGACAAAAGCAGACUUGCACUUCCAGGAUCCCUCUGGGUCAUGUGAGGGAGCAACCCAGGACCUGCACACGUCCCAAGCCUGAAGGCUUGGUUAACCCUUACCAGGCUCAGAACUACACACUAAGUGCUGUCAGACUCAUACUUUCCAAACCGGCUCCUCACGCACUCCAGCAAGGACUGAGUUUUUGCCAGACUCUCAGAGGAUACUGAAAAGCUGUUUUUAGCAUUUGUUAGAUUUUUUUACUGUCCUAUGUAAAUGCUCGGAAAUUACUCACAUGGAUUUUAAAUAUGAAUAUUUAUACUUACUGUAAAAUUAGAUUUGGUGCUAAGUAGAAUGAAAUGUCUCUUCCAGAGGUCAGACAGCCUUUAGAACAACCCAGCUCUGAAAAGCCAGUUCUCCAAGGCCAGGUGUGAACAGCACUUUAAACCUGUGACCUCAGGCUCCUCCAGUAACGCAGAACCAGCUGUCAGGUGUUCUGUGUCCUUAGCUCUGUACCUGCAACCCCUCCUUGUUCAUCCAGCCCGUCCGUGGCACUGGAUCUGUGUUUAAUAAAUGGGAACAAUUGUUAUUUCAAUAAAAUAACCCCCUUGCUGUGGA
This is a messenger RNA of Neopelma chrysocephalum (saffron-crested tyrant-manakin), 2926 nucleotides long. It is a transcript of the gene LETM2, whose product is annotated as leucine zipper and EF-hand containing transmembrane protein 2. Gene Ontology annotation, molecular function: ribosome binding. The record is from RefSeq and is a predicted model, not a curated record. Gene Ontology annotation, biological process: intracellular monoatomic cation homeostasis. Bases 218 to 1633 code for a protein of 471 amino acids. Gene Ontology annotation, cellular component: mitochondrial inner membrane. The transcript has 10 exons. NCBI's taxonomy places the organism in Eukaryota, Metazoa, Chordata, Aves, Passeriformes, Pipridae.